This is a messenger RNA of Capsicum annuum, 2151 nucleotides long. RefSeq names its product shewanella-like protein phosphatase 2. The record is from RefSeq and is a predicted model, not a curated record. Bases 741 to 1916 code for a protein of 391 amino acids. NCBI's taxonomy places the organism in Eukaryota, Viridiplantae, Streptophyta, Magnoliopsida, Solanales, Solanaceae. Gene Ontology annotation, molecular function: hydrolase activity. The transcript has a single exon.
GGUUUUUUUAAUUUAUUUAUUUAUUUAUUUUAAUAUUUAAUAUUUUUUAUACUUAAAAAUGACAUGGAAGAUGUCAUGGCAGCUGACGUGGGGCGAGUGUGUUACACUCUCCAAAAACGUAUUUAAAAUAUUGUUUUUUAGUGGAUUAAGGGUCCAGAUGACAAACAUGUAAGUAGGAGUAUCUAUAUUACAAAACAGACAUAGUACAAGGGUCUAUCAAGCUAUUUCGUCAAAUUUAUAUAACAAGAUUAUCAUUUCUAUACAAGUAUGGACAUUCGAACCCUCUUAAACCAACUUGCAAUACAUAUGCCGAUAUUGAACAUUUUUUAAAUAUGUUUUCUGUAAUAACUUAAUUAAUAAAAAUAACAUUUCGUGAUUUAUAUUAUUUUUUUUAUCGCGCGAAUAAAUUAACUAAUUAUUAAGUAAUGAAGGACUAAAAAGGGUGAGAGUUACCCUAUUCAUUUGAGUAACAAGAAUCAAUUAGAGAAAAAAACCACGAUUAAUCAUUUUAGAAUGUCAAAAAAUUCAAAACAGUAAAUUAUAAUUUGUCAAAAUGAUCAAUCAAUAUUUAAGACCUGAUGGACUAAAAAAAAAAAAAAGUGCAAACCUUCAAUUAGAAGGAAAAGCAUCAAAGCUUGCUAUUUAACGUCAACCAAAAGUCAAGUCCCCACCAAACCUGUAUUUAUAAAACCAAAAAAAAAAAAAAAAAAACUUCCUUCAUAUUUCUUAAAAUUUUACAAAUGGAGUCGUCACAAGCCAAUCUAACAUGCCAAAAUCUCCCUAGAAUACUCUCCUCUUUUGUUGACACAUUCGUCGAUUUCUCAGCCAGUGGCGGCCUUUUUCUACCACCACCAACCCAUUCAUCAUCAAACAACCAAACAGUAUUCCCUUCUCCAACUCGUUUAAUUGCUAUUGGUGAUCUCCAUGGUGAUUUCCAAAAAACUAAAGAAGCCUUCAAACUUGCUGGUUUAAUUAAUGAAAGUGAUAAAUGGUGUGGUGGGUCAACAACAGUUGUACAAAUAGGUGAUGUAUUAGACCGUGGUGGUGAAGAAUUAAAAAUUCUUUAUUUUCUUGAAAAGUUGAAAAGGGAAGCUUUAAAAGUAAAUGGUAAUGUAAUUACUAUGAAUGGUAAUCAUGAGAUUAUGAAUGUUGAUUUUGAUUUUAGAUAUGUUACUAAAGAGGGUCUUCAAGAGUUUCAAGAUUGGGCUAUGUGGUAUUGUGUUGGUAAUCAUAUGAAAAUGUUGUGUGAUGGUGUUAGUGUUGUUCAAGAUUUGUUUGAUGGGAUACCCUUUGAAUUUCGUGGCGUUAAGCCGGAUGUUUUUGAUGGGAUUAGAACGCGUAUAGCAGCGUUAAGGCCGAAAGGGCCGAUUGCUGAGAGGUUUUUAGCAAAGAAUCAGACGGUUAUUGUGGUUGGUGAUUCGGUGUUUGUGCACGGUGGGCUAUUGGUUAAACAUGUGGAGUAUGGAUUUGAGAAUGUGAAUGAGGAAGUGAAGGAUUGGAUUUGUGGAUUGAAGGGAAGAGUUUCGAGGGAUUUGGUUAGAGGAAGGGAUUCUGUUGUUUGGUUGAGGAAGUUUUCGAAGGAGUUGGAGAAGGAUUGUGAUUGUUCUACUCUUGAACAUGUGCUUGCUACGAUUCCUGGAGCGAAGAGGAUGAUAAUGGGACAUACAAUUCAAGAAAGUGGGAUUAAUGGAGUUUGUGGUAACAAAGCUAUAAGGAUUGAUGUAGGAAUGUCAAAGGGAUGUACUAAUGGAUUGCCUGAGGUUUUAGAGAUUGAUAGGGAUAAAGGAUUGAGAAUUUUGACGUCGAAUCCACUGUAUCAAAAUGGAAAGGAGGGUUCUUUGGAUGCUAAACCUAAGGAUGGUCUUGGUUUGGUGCUCCCUGAACUAGGACCAAAGCAAGUUGAGGUGGAGGCGUAAUUGGGUGAUUGAACUCACAAUGAUCUAAUCUUUUUUUUCGACAUUCUUGGGGAUUGUAUUUCUCCGUUGUUGGUAUGAUUCUUCUAUUGCUCUUAUACUAGACCAUUGUGUGGUGAUGAGAAAAGUAUUGUUUUAAACUGAUGUAUGGUUAAGAUAUUGUGAAUUAUUAGCUAUUAGCUCUAUUGAAAAAUUGGUGUACUGAGAUAUUAGUGAUUACUCAGUUUGCAUUUUUUUA